AGACUGUCUUCCUGGAAUUCUGCUCACUUCUCUCUCAGUCAAUCUACUAUCUCCGAGUGAAAACGAUUAUACAGCAAGGUUUCAAACUUUCAAUUCAAAACAUGAAAUAGGAGUUCGAAGAAGCACAAAUUACACGAAUAUUUGUUGGAAUUUUCUUCCAUUUUUCAUUUUUUUGGUGAAGCAUGAAACGGAGGAUUACAAUCUCCUACUGUUUGUUAGGAAUUUUACUCUGCUUGAUAUCCGUGGAAUCUGCGCCACAGGCGUAUCGCAGAGACCCGGGACAUCCCACCUGGCACCAUGGGGCAUUUCAUGAUGUCAAGGAUUCCGUUCGAUCUGAUGUUCGUCAAAUGCUCCACUCUCGAGCUGAGGUUCCGUUUCAAGUCCCUCUUGAAGUAAAUGUGGUCCUUAUUGGCUUCAAUGGUGAUGGUGGCUAUAGGUAUAGUGUAGAUUCUCAAAAGUUGGAGGAAUUUUUGAGAGUUGGCUUUCCAACUCACAGACCUUCAUGCUUAGAGACUGGUCAGCCUCUUGAUAUUGAGCAUCAUGUUGUCUUUAAUGCAUUCCCGGCGGGACAGCCAGAAUUGAUAGCAUUGGAGAAAACAAUUAAAGCUGCCAUGGUUCCAGCUGGCACUGCUAGAGAGGUAGACUUUGGAAGGGAAGUUCCUCUGUUUGAGGUGGAAGCAACCUCUGUUGAAGCAGAAUUUGAGAAGCUUUAUUCUUACCUAUUUGACGUAGAACAUGAGGGGUACCCUGUUGAAGAAAUGGACAGACCUAGGCCAACUGCUAUUUUUGUGAUUAAUUUUGACAAGGUACGGAUAGAUCCUAGAAACAAGGAGCUUGAUCUUGAUAGUUUAAUGUAUGGAAGAAUCACACCUCUAAAUGAUGAAGAUAUGAAGAAGCAAGAGGGGGAUUACAUAUAUCGAUACCGGUACAAUGGUGGAGGCGCAUCUCAGGUUUGGCUUGGAUCUGGCAGGUUUGUUGUGAUUGACCUCUCAGCUGGGCCUUGUACGUAUGGGAAGAUUGAAACUGAAGAAGGAAGUGUCAAUCCCAAAACACUACCUCGAUUGCAAAAUGUGUUGUUUCCUAGAUCAGGGGGUGGUGAGCAGUCUGCCCAUGAUACUUUUGUUGGCCAACUUGGUGCUGUCAUUGCAACUACAGUGGAGCAUGUUAUAGCCCCAGAUGUUAGGUAUGAAACGGUUGAUAUGACUACUAGGUUACUUGUACCUAUUAUUGUCCUUCAGAAUCAUAAUAGGUACAGUAUCAUGAUGAAAGGCCACAAUUACAGCAUAGAUAUUGAAGCAAUUGAAGCUGAGGUUAAGAAGAUGGUUCACCAAGGACAGGAUGUAGUAAUUAUUGGGGGUACACAUGCACUGCAUCGUCAUGAGAAGUUGGCCAUUGCAGUCUCAAAAGCAAUGAGGAGUCAUUCCCUUCAAGAGACCAAGAAGGAUGGACGUUUUCAUGUUCAUACAAAGACAUAUCUGGAUGGUGCCAUUCUUAAGGAGGAGAUGGAGCGAUCUGCUGAUGUGCUUGCAGCGGGUUUGCUUGAGAUGUCUGACCCAACCCUUUCAAGUAAAUUUUUCCUUCGCCAGACCUGGAUGGAUGACUCUGAUGGAACUGGUGAUUCUAUCUUAAAGCAUAAACCUCUUUGGGAAUCUUAUGGUUCAAAGCGUCGAAAGGAUAAGAGGAGGAAGUCAGAAAAGAAGAAACAAGGAGACUUCUACCGAACCUAUGGAACUAGGGUUGUUCCAGUCUUUGUUUUAUCACUGGCUGAUGUGGAUGAACACCUUAUGAUGGAAGAUGAUAGUCUUGUAUGGACAAGUAAUGAUGUCGUUAUUGUGCUUCAGCAUCAAAGUGAGAAAAUACCUCUUAGUUAUGUUUCUGAGUUGGAGAGAAGACAUGCUAUACCUUCACUAGCUCAGAGGCAUAUAUUGGCCGGGUUGGCAUCUGUUGUAGGUGGAUUGAGUGCACCAUAUGAGAAAGCUUCUCAUGUUCAUGAGAGACCUGUGGUGAAUUGGCUCUUGGCGGCUGGUUGUCAUCCAUUUGGACCAUUUUCAAACACUUCUCAAAUUAGUCAAAUGCUACGGGAUGUAGCAUUGAGGAACACAAUAUAUGCUCGCGUGGACUCAGCCCUUCACAGAAUUCGAGAUACAUCAGAGGCAGUUCAAGCUUUUGCUGCAGAACACCUGAAAACUCCACUAGGGGAACCAGUGAAGGGUAGAAAGAAUAAGUCAAGCACUGAGCUCUGGCUGGAGAAGUUUUACAAGAAGAAAACCAACUUGCCAGAACCAUUCCCACACGAGUUAGUUGAACGAUUAGAAAAAUAUUUGGAUAGCAUCGAAGAGCAGCUUGUAGACCUGUCUUCCUUACUAUAUGAUCAUCGUCUGCAAGAGGCACACUUAAACAGUUCAGACAUUCUUCAAAGCUCCAUUUUCACAAAGCAGUAUGUGGAUCAUGUUUUGACCAGCGAGAGGGAGAAGAUGAAAUGCUGCAGUAUUGAAUACAAAUUCCCCACACACUCUACCCAGAAUUACAUCUACGCAGGAAUUCUUUUAGCUGGUUUCUUUGUUUAUUUUGUUGUGAUCUUUUUUGCAUCUCCUGUGCGCUGAUAUCAUGAACUCCUUUCUCUGCUCUGUAGGUGCAUUGGUAUGUAAAAAUCUUUUAAGUUUUGACACAAGGGAGAAAAUUUUUAAACAUAAACAGAAACCAUCCUUUAAUCUUUAGUUAUUUGAAUUCUUGGAAAUCAUGGGACUUUCAUAGUUUCGGACCUGUGCUGCCCUGCCCAUUCAUAUUCCCGGCUCCAAGGUUGAAUAUUUAUGGGAAUGAACGGACUGUUGUGUUCAAAUUCAUAGGUCUGUCUGUGUUGCAAGAGUUUUUCAUGUAAGUUUGGGAGCUCGUCCCGCGUCCCUACAAAUUGAAUCAUGUUCAGCAAUUUGGGCAAUUGUCAGUACACUGAUGAUGUCGGCCGUCUAUUAUUCUGUUUGAUGUGGAAAGUAAUCACACGUGUUGGAAAUUGAGCUUCGGUCUAGUAAGGGAAUAUGAGACACGUACAUGUAUUGCGGCUUCCAGUAUAUAUACUACACAACGGGAAGUUCAUAUGCU
Messenger RNA from Sesamum indicum (sesame), 3096 nucleotides. RefSeq lists its product as uncharacterized. Lineage: Eukaryota; Viridiplantae; Streptophyta; Magnoliopsida; Lamiales; Pedaliaceae. The record is from RefSeq and is a predicted model, not a curated record.